This is a messenger RNA of Topomyia yanbarensis, 4900 nucleotides long. RefSeq lists its product as uncharacterized. Gene Ontology annotation, molecular function: chitin binding. NCBI's taxonomy places the organism in Eukaryota, Metazoa, Arthropoda, Insecta, Diptera, Culicidae. The transcript has 6 exons. The coding region runs from base 889 to 4161 and encodes 1090 amino acids. The record is from RefSeq and is a predicted model, not a curated record. Gene Ontology annotation, cellular component: extracellular region.
UGGCGGGAGAGGUUGAGGCUCCUGAGGCUGAAGUUGAUAUUCAUUCCGGGCUCGGUCGGGCAGUAAGUCACAAACGGUGGCCAGAAGAGGUUCGUCGUGGGUUUUUGACCAGAGCAAAUCGGAACGCCGGUUUUUCGCAUUUGUUGUUCUGUCCAGAGUCGGUCUGAAACCGGGCGGAGAAGUAGGCUUUGCGCAAUUGCGCGCAAAACGGCACCGCGCACUGCACAAGUGUGAUCGCGAUCGCGGUUUUUGCUUUCGGAAUCAAGGUCUUCCCACAUACGGUUUUCAAAGAGUUGGACUGGCGGUGGGUCGGUCGGUCGGUUGGUCGAUCGGUUGAUCGUUUGCUUGGUAUGGUGUGAAGCUGCAGUUAUUUCUCGUGGAUUUUUUUUUCUAUUUUGCUAUUACAACCCUCAUAAUAUUGGCAAGUGCGUGCGAAACGUAGAGUUACGAUUGGGGCUUGAGUGGCUAGAAUUGAGGAUGCGUGGAGCAAUCUUUCGCCGUUUGAGUUCGGAACGUUGAAGAGUUGCGGUUAAGGGAUCCCUGCUCGAACCGAGAAGUGUUUUGAAUGGGCAGUAGGCUCGAGUGUGUUGGAGCUAGGAAAUCGUUAUCGCGUGGUGGUUUGCAUGCGGAGGUGGUUGUUUACGGAAAAAAUCACUCGAAGAUAAUUAGAUCAAUCGCUGCCGUGUGUGUGUUCCGUUCUUUAUUUGAUGGAGUAAACCUCAACGGGAAUAGUAGCUGUUGCUAGAAACGAGAAUUAAUUGGGUGUCUGCUAGUUGGUUACAGUGGAUUGCGGAUUGUUAUUGUUGGUUGAAGAUUUUUUUCUGACCCCUGGAGAGAGAAAGCUUCAACGAGAAAGAGGACAGCGCGGUUGUUUUUUUUUCGAACGGAAUGGGGCUUCCAGCAAAGAUGUUAACGGCAGUGUUUAUAGCUCUAACCACUGUGAUUGCGUUAGUGGACUCCAUAUCCGUUUCGCCGGACAACAAUCACCAUCACUAUGGAAACGGUGGAGGAGCAGGCGGUGGAAACUAUGCUCUGCGUCGUUAUGCUACUCCGAAAGGUGGAGAAGGAGGACGACUAACUUUUCAUCACAAUGCCGGUGGAACAGGAGGAGGACCAGGGCCAGGACCAAAAGGACCGCCAGCACGACUGAUGUCACGAGCGGACAAUGGAGUGCUGCUCAGUAACCAAACGGCAGACCGUAACCGGCGGUUGAUCCCGUACAUGACGUUCUACAUUCCAUCAUCCAACGGUGACUUCAGUCUGCCAAUCAAUCAGGCGUACAAUUAUAUGCCCAUUCGACAUCACCGACCACAGGAGCAGUCCCAGCAGCAUCAUUACAGCAGCGCGAAAAUGCCCAUUCUUUCACUUCAACAGCAUCAGCGUCAACCGGGACAAAGCGGGACAGGUCUGGGAGGUGAUCCACCACUCGUCUAUCAGUCCUAUCAACCUCAAAACCAUCAAUCGUCACGUUAUCAACCUUCUUCUUCGUCGUCGUAUUCUCAAGCACCGUCACACUCCUCGGGAUCCAUCAAAACUGUGCUGAUAAACAAUUAUCCAGGAAAGUAUGAAUAUUCCCAUCGUCAUCCAGUUUCUUCACAGCCAACAUCGCUGGUUCCAACGAAUUCCGCGAAUCGCGACCAGAGUUCGGCCGUUCUGUACGGUACCAGAUCCCAAUUGCAACAGCAGUAUUCACAGCAAUCACCUUCGAAGCUGUACGCCAUCGAAAUACAGCCACCAAUACCGAAGCCAAAACCGACGGUCAUAUCCGAUGGUGCCAGCGGGGGCAGUUCCUCCGGAGGAGUUGGUCUGAAUCUACUCGUUGCCACACAGGCUUCGCCUGCUUUCGAUACUAGAUCCUCCACGAAAUACCAACCUGCUCCCGUCUAUGAGAAAUACAACAUCAAUCCGUUCUUGCCGUCCAAUAAACUACCAGGUCAAUUUACGCCAAUAACUCACAAUGGCGGUUCGCCAUCAGCUAGCAUCCAGCAAACCUCGGACAGCGGGAACAGCGCAGAAGAGGAGUCUGUUCCAGACUCGAGACCCUCUCCAUCACCCAGCUACAGUCGACCGAAGACUACCUACGUGAUUGUGAAACCUUCCCUUGAACCAAACCAGUUGUACUACCACGAAAAACCGAUUAGGCCAUCGUCUAGCUCUGGAUAUCCCUUAUCGUACAAGGAUGAACCAGAAGUCUACAAGCCAGCGACAAAACCUAUCCCUAUCGUGAAACCGAGUUACCUCAACGAGCAGGAAGUCUACAAACCUCUGUCCAAAUCGCAACUUAAUUUACUCAAAUCAAGCUACCUAGAAGGACCAGAAUUCUACAAACCUUCCCCGAAACCCAUUCCGGUCUAUCAACACGAGCCGGAAGUGUACAAACCUUCUCAGAAACCCAUACCGAGUUACCGCGACGAUUUGGAAGGGUACAAACCUGCCUCGAAACCCGACCACGCCCCCAUUCCAAUUAAUCUAGACUACACCACUCCUCGUACCAUCCCAGCCCAAAUUGAGUAUUCUACUCCUCGUCCACACCCUGCUUCAGUUCUGAAAUACAACCCAGCUCCCAGUAGUAGUCCUAGCCCACCUUACUAUCCAACAACCGUUCGUCCAAAAUUCUCCGUCCGCCAAAAACCAUCGCACAAGCAUGGUCGCGGUUCCACGAAAGCUCCUCCCCUACGACAACACCUAACCGAAAACAUCAACCCAUCGGAGAUUCGUUCCCCAAACCCAAGCUACUACGACCACUUCUCCGACUACAAAACCCACGUCAAACAGAACUACUACUCAACUCAACCAAACUACAUCCCUGCCUCGAAUCCCCCAAAAACCACCAAACUACUGAUAGCAGCACCUCAAGAUCCGAAACCCCGUCCGGUCUACCAUCACCACAAACCCCGACCAGUCACCCCGAGCAGCAUCGUAGACAGUGCCAGCUCAUCCGGUUCGACCUCCCUUGCAGAUUUGCUCAAAAAACUACAGGACAGCAACCACCUACCGAAAACGCUAACCCCCGACAACAUCGACAACUCGAUCCGAACGCUGGUCAAAAUCCUAAACAAUCUAAAGUCGUCGCAACAAAUUCACAAACCCCUUUCGCAAGAAUACAGCGAGCAAGACUACGACUACCGGCCGGAAUCGAGACCGAAUCAAUCAAACGACGGAUCAUCGCAUGAUGAUUAUGAUCAUGAUCAAAAUGAUCACGACGACGACGGUCACCUCCUGAUGCCGGAGCUGGGUAAAUCCCCUCCGGGACCGAACUCCGGCCGGCCGGGUAUUGAUUAUCCGAAUUUGGCGAAAAUCCCCGAGACGAGCUUCAGCUGCAAGGAGCAACGGUACAAGGGUUUCUUCGGGGAUCCGGAAACGAACUGUCAGGUGUGGCACUACUGUGACCUGAAUGGUGGUAAGGCUUCGUUCCUGUGCCCGAACGGGACCAUCUUCAGUCAGGUUGCCCUGACAUGUGACUGGUGGUUCAACGUCAAGUGCUCGACCACCGCCCAGCUGUACGUGCUGAAUGAGAGACUGUACAAAUACAUCCUGCCGUUCACUCCGAAGUUCCCCGAGGACUACAGUGGACCACUAGUCGAUAAAUACCUCGCCAUAAAGUUCCAAGAAAUGGAAGACAAAAUGAAGAAACAACGAGCCAAGGGUAAACCGGUCGUCCCACAACAACCGGAGAACGAAAACGACGAACUUAACGGCAACAAGCUGGAGGAUAACGACAACCGUUACAACCAGAACCAACCCCAUCCGAUUCAGUACGUAACGGAAAACUCAAUCGAAGCCACGGCCGGUCCAGUUUCAGCCUCAACUCCCAUCACCCUGGAGGACAUCAAUUCAGACUUUGAACGAUCAGGUACCACCGAAGAAGGUGGUUCCUCGGAGGAUUCCGGCGUCGGUCUUCCGAUAGUGGUAACCGCCCCGAGUGCACCGGCUAGUUCAACCGGGGCGGAAGAGGUAACCGACCGGGAGGGUCCGGUCACUGCCCACAGCCCGACAGCAGUGAUAGAUAGUAUGGCUCGCUAUGCAGCGCAGGAAACGGGACGACCCUAUGGCGAAGAGGUGAUGCACAUUCAGCGGGAAGCUCGGAUCGAGGUGAAACAUGAUGGCACAACGGGUCAUCUGACGCCUAACUACGAUUACGAAGAGAAGCGGAGGAGGUAGAAGAGAAUGUUGUCCCGAAAAAAAAAAAGAUUUUCUGUGAAUAGCGCUUUUUUGUUUGCUUUUUGAUUAAGGUUGUUACUACCGGUUUCUGGGAGGUUCUCCACGGACGAGAAUCGAGUACCGCGUGUCCAGAGAUUUUCAGGUAGUUUAAAAAUGCUUUUGAGAUUAUGACAGUGCAGUUAAUGUUACGUCCUCUGAUAGGAGUUUGUACAGGACUACGAGUGCUGUACCCAGUCUUUUCUUAGUAGUAAAAACAAUUUCUUCAUUUUCGUAGUCAUUUUUGUCUCACAACAAUCUUCCACCCGAAACCGAAUCAUGCUUAAAUUAUUGUUGCUAGUUUCAAUCAAUUAUCAUACCACCUGUUGCAUUCGGGAAUGCGCAGAACUAUGGACGAAGAAUAUUACGGAUAGAAAUAGAUAUCGAAUCAGUUACCCUUAUUUCUAUACGAUUAGCUCGAAAAGCAUUAAGUGGAUGUGUGCGUGUGUGUGGGUGCGCGUAAGUGUGACUGGUAUAACAGAUUUCACGUUUGAAAGGAAGAAAAUUGUUGUAGGAUUGUGCAAAUGAAUAUAGUCAACGAUUAUGAAGCGACUGACGUUAUAAUUUAAACAAGCAAGUGUAUGGCGGGGCAGUUUAGUACUAGACGAAACCGAGCGAGAGCCAUAUUGAUAUCGGUUAUAAUGUGCUAAAAAUAAUAAUAAUCCUAUGUAAAUUCUUAAAGAAAAUAAAUAUGAAAUUUAAA